Capsicum annuum is the source of this 774-nucleotide messenger RNA. RefSeq lists its product as uncharacterized. The transcript is spliced from 3 exons. Bases 175 to 543 code for a protein of 122 amino acids. The record is from RefSeq and is a predicted model, not a curated record. Gene Ontology annotation, molecular function: metal ion binding. Lineage: Eukaryota; Viridiplantae; Streptophyta; Magnoliopsida; Solanales; Solanaceae.
UCAACAACCUAAUGUUCAAAUGCUUGUUAGGCAAGAAUCAGAUUCUAAUCAAUCAAUAGGACAGCAAAAAAAGAUAAAAUGAACAAUCCAUAAUCUUUUUCCAAUUCAGAGAAUUCCCUCAUCUCCAUUAUCCUAGCACACUUUGGCUCUGAAAGAGAAAAUCUUCCUUUCUUCAUGACUCAGAAGUUGUGUUGCAUGGUGAUGAGGAUAAACAUAGAUUGUAAAGGAUGUUACAUGAAAGUAAGCCGGGCACUUCUCACUAUACCAGAGCUGGAGACAAGAUUCAUAGAGAAAAGUCACAGCAGAGUAAUUGUAUGUGGGAACUUUGUGCCACAAGAUGUUGCCAUAAAAAUAAGAAAGAAGACAAAUAGGAGGGUUGAAAUAUUGGAGAUACAAGAUUUAAGUACUGUCAAAGAUGAUGAAAAGCAAGAGCAAAUGCCCUUAGUAACCUCUUGUGACAACCACCAAGGGCAAGGUGAAGCAGAAACAUAUGUAACAUCACAAAAUCCACAACCACACACGUACUUUCAAGUUUACCGCUAAUGCGAGGAUAGACCAUGGUAGUCCGGCCAUUCUCCAGACCCCAUUUAUAGUGAAAGUUUUAGUGCACCGAGUUGCCUUUUGUAAAAACAUAAUUUUCUCACUUUUUUAAAUUUCUUUCUCUCUUAGAAUUGAUUUCUAGUGCCCACGGGGUUUAGAUCUUUCAAUUUUGUUGUCUAAUUAUUGAUUUAUUGUGGAUUGACACUAGUGCAAUUGAUUUUUAGUUUUUAACUC